AUGGAUACAAACAAAAACAGCCCCAAGAACGGCGGCUGUCUGCCACAGGAGGAGCCAGCCCUGCAAGACAGACACCUUCUGGAAGACGACCGCCUGUGCCCAUCAGACGACGAGGACAACCUCAGCCCACCGCAAUGGCCCGCGAGGUCCUGGACCUCCACCCAUGGCUGUGACAAGGUGCCCAACUGCCCCACUGGGGCCGUGCCCGAGGAGGCCCAAUGGGAACGAGAGCCAGUCUCCCGCGCUGCCACCGAGGAGCAACUGUGGAGAGCAGCCACUUGCCGUGCCUGGAGGAGCAGCCCCCGCCCCGAGGAGCAGCCCGGGAUGCAGCCCCCCGCGCCCCUGGCCCUGCUGGACACGACAGAAGGGUUUGCAAGAAGAAAGAAGACUUCCCUCUGGUUUGUGGCGUCUCUGCUGGUGGUGUCCAUCUUCAUCCUGACCGUCGGCCUUGCCGCCACCACCAGGACGGAGAACGUGACCGUGGGGGGCUACUACCCAGGAAUCAUCCUGGGCUUCGGAUCUUUCUUGGGAAUUAUUGGCAUCAACCUGGUGGAGAACAGAAGGCAAAUGCUGGUGGCAGCCAUCGUGUUCAUCAGCUUCGGCGUGGUGGCGGCCUUCUGCUGCGCCACCGUGGACGGCGUCUUUGCCGCUCGGCACAUAGAACCGAGGCCCCUCUCCACGGGGAGAUGCCAGUUCUACUCCAGCGGGCUGGGAUACCUGCACGACAUCUACCAGACAGAGGUCACCUGCCACUCCCUGAACAGCAAGUGCCAGCUGAAGGUGAGGAGCCACACCUGCUACUGCUGCGACCUCUACGACUGCCGGGGCUCCGAGCACCCUCCCACCUACUACGAGUUCGUGGGCGUGAGCGGCUGUCAGGACGUGCUCCACCUGUACCGGCUGCUCUGGGCCUCGGCGGUGCUGAACGUCCUGGGCCUGUUCCUGGGCAUUGUCACAGCAGCUGUCCUAGGGGCCUUCAAGGACAUGGUCCCCCUGCCCCAGGUGGUCACCGGCCCGUCCGCUCCGCCUGAGAUCCUCUAUGGCCCGGCCCAGCAGAUCCUGGCCUACGCCGGCUUCUGCCCGGCGCCCGGCACCCUCCCCGCCUGCUCGUCCUACGCGCUGCCUCUCCAGCCGUCCAGCAGCUUUCCAGCCUCGCCUCCCACUGACCCCUCUCUGUCGGAGGAUGCGCAGCCUCUGCCCGCGUCCAGCUCCAGCUGUGGGCUUCCCGCCAAUGCCCCGCCUCUCUACGCACUAGCCCGCUUCCUCCCAGGGGAGAAGCCGCCCCCCUACACACCCUGACACAGAGGGAGGAGAUCGAAAAGUAAUUUUCUUUUGGUUUGUUGGAAAACAGAGCAGCCUCUGCAAACCCUGCUUCAGUGGCCAACCUCCUGGAGACAUCAGGAGAACGUUCCAGAAUCGGCACCUCCUUCCCUCCCUGGGCACAUCCUCGGCAAGGAGAGCCCAGGACUAGGGUGGGGACAGAGC
Molecule: messenger RNA, 1485 nt
Organism: Ceratotherium simum simum (southern white rhinoceros)
Lineage: Eukaryota; Metazoa; Chordata; Mammalia; Perissodactyla; Rhinocerotidae
Gene: TMEM255B
Product: transmembrane protein 255B
Source: RefSeq, a predicted model, not a curated record